This is a messenger RNA of Endocarpon pusillum Z07020, 1833 nucleotides long. RefSeq lists its product as uncharacterized. The transcript is spliced from 3 exons. The record is from RefSeq and is a predicted model, not a curated record. Lineage: Eukaryota; Fungi; Ascomycota; Eurotiomycetes; Verrucariales; Verrucariaceae. Bases 1 to 1833 code for a protein of 610 amino acids.
AUGGAAAAUAUCGAACCAGGCGGCAAAGGUACUCGAAGAAAACACCCGGCAACAGUCGACAACCUCCAACCCGGCCACGCUCCAGUAGGUUUCCCAUCAGAUGAAACAGACUCAGAAAGUGAUCUAGAGGCCGCAUCGCUCACAUCACCAACUCUCAUUCCACUCUUGACUCUGCGAGCCGACACUCCAAUGCUGGGAGCACAAGCACGAGCCGCAGAGUUGGCCGCCGCAUCAGCUGCAAAGCAGCGACAAGUGAGUCGAGACAUUGAAGAUCGACAACUUCCUCCAAACCCAGCAGUCUCCUUGAGCGCUUUCACGAAACCUCCACCAGCGAGUCGAAACAGAGGGAACAAAACUUGGAAACCCUUGGUACUUGACGACAUCAGCGAAGACAAUACACCGGAACGCAUCACUUCCAAGGAAGCUUCUGACAAGAAAAUACCAACUGCUCCACGUGCCAUGGUUGCACGGUCGCUUUCUACCGUUGUUGCCCAACCUCAACCUAAAGAAUCCCCACAUGGUCCGUUCCCUUACCCGGUCAUUCCCCCGAAUAUGUACUUACAUCAGCCGAUGUUUUUAGGCGGUAUGCCAAUGUAUGGAAACAUGAUGGUCCCAGACGACAUGAGCCCGACGAAGCAAGAACAGAAGUUUUCGAUGCUUGAGAACGUUCCAUUCCCGUAUAGUCAGGAGUUUCCUCAAGACCUGUUCAACCAAGACUUUGGUCAACAGUACCUCUGGAACGAUCCCUAUCACUCAGGAUACCAGAUGCCCUACCAAGAUCAGCAUACGCGUGAUUCGUACUUUCCUCCGCAAUCAAACCCACAAAGUGAACUCACUGACCAGCAACGCGCUUAUGAGUCCAAAGAGCCGUACGAUACUGAACGGGCGAUGAAAGAAUGCGUGAACAAUCUGAAAGAGAAGGCGAAAGAUGGAAAGACGGUUUUGCACAAUCCUAACUCUCAGAAAGAGCCGGUGUCCACAUCGACGGUGAGAAGAGCAUCAGGAAAUCGUCCACCGCUUGUUCCAUGGGAUGUUCGGCCAAAGGAGAGCAUUCAAAACAAUGAAUGGGAAGUAAUGCCUCCUCCUGAACCAUCUACCUUUACCGAGAAAGAUCUCAGCAACAUCAAGCCACCUCCGGGUCUUCCUGUUCCUAGCAACCUCGGCCAAGCGAUAUCUCUAGAACCAUCUGACUCUGCCCCAAAGGUCGGAUCUAUUGAAUGGAUGACCCUUGCUCCCAUUACAUCUGCUGAGCGUGAUCGAGUUCGCCGACGCAUGGCACUUGCGGCGAAAUCCGUCACCAACGAGGUUCCACAGGAAGCAAUUACACGAGACAAGGAAGACAUUGCUGAAACGCAAAAGUGGUUCCAUACGGACGCUCGUGGCGAAAGACUUUUGAGAAGGCAAGUCGAUCUCAGUGCUCAAAUUCAUGCUUCCAAGGUCAUCUCCAACACCAAAGCUCGCAAUGGUGGAGAGUUACCGGAACAAUUUCAAGAUGGAAAGGAUGAUGGGCUUGCUGCAACACUGAUACUUGGAAAUGUAGCUUGCAACUUACAAACAUAUCUUGUGGGUGAUCGGAAAUCGUUGGAUCAGAGAAGAAACUUUCAGAAGGUCAAGGCUGUGCCGGAUUGGUGCACAGAGCGGGGCGGGCUAGCAGUUGGAGGAGUGGGUGGUGGUGAUAGCUAUUUUGAUGGUGCAGCGGGUGGCUUCUAUGGUGCGCCAGUCCGAGUUGCUAGAGAUCCACGAUUCAGGCCGCAGGUCAAAGAGGGUAUCAAGGUCAAGCCGGAAGAGGAGUGGAAGCAUAGGCAUGAGAUGUAUGGAAGAAGAAUGAUGUGA